AUGGCCCACGCCCUGCGCAGCUCCACGGACUACGCCAUGAAGACCACCCCGCAGGACCCCAUCCUCAAGCAGAGGGCGCCCGCCACCGGCGCCCCCUCCAAGCACAGGUACAGGAUCGCCCCUGCCGCGGAGGCCUCCCGCGCCCCCGACACAUUCGUGGAAGAUUCCGGCCACAAGGGGAAGCUGAACAUCAGCGCCAUGACCAAGGGGGUGACGGGGAUGCUGAAGCGGCACACGAAGGCGUUUCAGGUGGUGGGCGUGGAGGACAGUACAUUGAGGCAGCUGGCGUCGAAGUGCGGGGAUGCCGCGGUGACCUACAACGAGGUGAUGGCCUUCCUGGGGGCCCAGGGGUACGAGGAGUUCAUGACCGACACGGACAGCAGCGUGCUCAUGGUGAUGAUGAGGAAGUCGGCGGGCGCCCAGCGGCGCGACGUGCCGGAGGGGCUGCAGCAGAACCACGCCUUCGUGAGGCGGCUGCCCUUCAGGAGCUGCGUGACCUAUUAG
Ostreobium quekettii is the source of this 504-nucleotide messenger RNA. Lineage: Eukaryota; Viridiplantae; Chlorophyta; Ulvophyceae; Bryopsidales; Ostreobiaceae. The record is from the annotation of a GenBank genome assembly.